Molecule: messenger RNA, 3162 nt
Organism: Atta colombica
Lineage: Eukaryota; Metazoa; Arthropoda; Insecta; Hymenoptera; Formicidae
Gene: Ide
Product: insulin-degrading enzyme
Exons: 14
Biological process (GO): peptide catabolic process
Cellular component (GO): cytosol; mitochondrion
Molecular function (GO): metal ion binding; metalloendopeptidase activity
Source: RefSeq, a predicted model, not a curated record
CGUGUCUAUCCUCCGAUGCUCCGAUGUUGGUCACGCGCGCGUUAAAAUCCCGUGUGCUGCUCGUGUCCGCACAAUCUCACCUGCUCUUCAGAAAUCAAUUUUCUGAAUCUAUUGCGAUGACCAAUAUGUCGACUGAACGUGUGGAAAAGCGAUGUGAUGAUAUAAUAAAAUCACAAAAUGAUGACCGAUUAUAUAGAGGUUUAGUACUCACUAAUAAAAUGAAAGUUAUUUUAAUAAGCGAUUCAACAACUGAUAAAAGUGCUGUUGCAAUGGACAUUAAUGCCGGCUAUAUGUGCGAUCCAGAUGACCUACCUGGAUUAGCGCACUUUUGCGAACAUAUGUUGUUCCUAGGAACGAAGAAAUAUCCUCAAGAGAAUGAUUAUAAUAUAUUUCUAUCACAGAAUGGUGGUACGAGUAACGCAUCAACACAUUUAGAUCACACCACCUAUUAUUUCGAUGUAACUCCCGAGAAAUUAGAAGGCGCUUUAGAUCGUUUUGCUCAAUUUUUCUUAGCGCCUCUUUUUACGGAGAACUUGACUGAGCUAGAACUAAAUGCCAUAAAUUCAGAACACGAGAAAAAUGUAGCGAAUGAUACAUGGCGAUUUGAUCAAUUAGACAAAUCAUCUGCGAGUUCAGAUCAUCCGUUUUCGAAAUUCGGCACAGGAAAUAGAGAAACAUUAGACACAAUACCAAAACAAAAAGGCAUUAAUGUUCGAAAUAAACUACUAGAGUUUCAUGAAAAGUAUUAUUCUGCAAAUAUUAUGUCACUGUCUGUUCUUGGCAAAGAGAGUUUAGAUGAACUUGAAAAUAUGGUAGUGGAUCUGUUUUGUGAAGUACGAAACAAGGAAAUUGAAGUUCCAAUAUGGCCUGAACAUCCAUUCAAGGAUGAACAUUUCCGCACUAUGUGGUACAUUGUUCCAAUAAAGGAUACAAGAAAUUUAGACAUUUCGUUUCCUUUACCAGACAUGCGUCAACAUUACCGGUCUUCGCCUGAACAUUACGUUUCUCAUUUGCUUGGACAUGAAGGAGAAGGCUCAUUAUUAUCGGCUUUGAAAGCUAAGGGAUGGUGUAACUCCUUAGUAUCCGGACUACGUCCUGCUGCCAGAGGCUUCAGUAUUUUCAAUAUUCUUGUCGAUUUGACUGAAGAAGGUAUUAAGCAUAUCGAAGAUAUUGUUCUACUGGUGUUUCAGUGUAUCAAUAUGCUUAAGUUGAAAGGACCAAUCAAAUGGAUUUACGAUGAAUAUAGAGAUAUUGACAAUAUAAACUUUCGUUUUAAAGAAAAGUCUUCGCCUCGUACUUAUGUGAAAUUUACGGUUCGAGCGUUGCAAGAAUUUCCCAUGAAUGAAAUUUUGUGCGCGCAUCUUGUUAAUCCUGAAUGGCGACCAGACUUAAUCGAAGAAAUAAUGGGAUAUUUGAUUCCGCAAAAUGUUAGGAUUCACAUAGCUGCAAAAGCAUAUGAAAAUAUAGCUGAUGAAAUUGAAAGUUGGUAUGGCACUAAAUAUAAGAAAGUGAAGAUAUCCAAGGAAAUAAUGGACAUAUGGAACUCCCCUGGCUUUAACGACGAUCUGAAAUUGCCUCCCAAGAAUGAAUUUAUAGCAACUACAUUUGAUAUCAAGCCACAAACUAACAUUGAAAAGUUUCCCAUUAUUUUGGAGGAUACAUCAUUUGUAAGACUUUGGUAUAAAAAGGACGAUGAAUUUCUUGUACCUAAAGCAAAGAUGAUCUUCGAUUUCUUCAGCCCAUUUGCCUAUAUGGAUCCUCUUAGUUGCAAUUUCACUUAUAUGUUUAUUAAGCUGUUUCGUGAUUCUCUUAAUGAAUAUACAUAUGCUGCUGAUUUAGCUGGUUUACUAUGGGAACUUAAUAGUUUUAAAUUCUUUUUAUAGCUCUCUAUAGGUGGUUAUGACAACAAACAACGUGUGCUGUUAGAAAAAAUCAUGGAUCGAAUGAUAAAUUUUAAAGUUGAUCCGAAGAGAUUUGAAAUCCUAAAAGAAAAAUAUAUCAGGAGCUUGAAAAAUUUUGCUGCUGAACAGCCUUAUCAACAUGCUGUCUAUUAUCUUGUAGCCCUAUUAGCAGAGCAAGCUUGGCUCAAGGAAGAAUUACUGGAAGCUACUACCUAUUUAAAUGUCGAGGGACUCCAGCAGUUUAUACCACAGCUACUCAGUAAGGUGCACGUCGAGUGCUUAAUACAUGGUAAUGUGACUGUAAUGGAAGCUACAGAUAUACUUAAACUAAUUGAGUCUAAGUUGACAACUGGAGUGCCCAACAUAAUACCCUUGUUAGAACAGCAACUAGUAUUGUCUCGUGAAAUUAAACUAGAAAAUGGUUGUCACUUUCUGUAUGAAGCAGAAAAUAAUUUACAUAAAAGUUCUUGUACAAUGGUAUAUUAUCCAACUGGUUUACAAUCAACAGAGUCGAAUAUGCUUUUAGAGCUCUUAGCACAAAUUAUUGCGGAACCUUGUUUUAAUACUUUAAGAACUAAGGAGCAAUUAGGCUACAUAGUAUUUAGUGGUAUACGUAGAUCGAGUGGAGCACAAGGCUUGCGAAUCAUUGUACAAAGUGAUAAACACCCACAAUAUGUCGAAAAACGAAUCAAUUUAUUUUUAGACUCCAUGUUGAAUCACAUAUCUACCAUGACAGAAGAACAAUUUGAAGAAAACAAGAAAGCUUUAGCUACAUUACGUUUGGAAAAACCAAAAAUGUUAAUUGCAAGGUGUACCUUGUAUUGGAAUGAAAUUGUGACCCAACAAUAUAAUUUUGAUCGAGUCAAUAUUGAAGUGGCUUACUUAAAGACGAUAUCACGGCAGCAAUUACUUAAUUUCUUUAAGGAAAAUGUACAUAGUAAAAAUCGACAUAAAUUGUCGGUACAUGUGAUAUCCACAGUAUCGGAAAAGAGCUCACCUGAUAACACAAUCGAAAAAACUGCCGAUUUAUCAACUGAUGAAGAAGUUAAGAAAAUCGACGAUAUUUUAUCAUUUAAAAAUAGUCAAUCUUUAUAUCCUCUAGUUAAACCGCUUGAAAAAUAUUUUCUCAGGAAAGGCGUACGCUCUUCUAAGUUAUAAAAAAAGAGAUAAUAAUGAAUUAAACAAAUCAAUUUACUUACCAAUAAUUUAAGAAAAAAACGACGCAUUAUUUUAGAGAAAUUAAUAAAUUACUUGCUGUAUC